Postia placenta MAD-698-R-SB12 is the source of this 765-nucleotide messenger RNA. RefSeq lists its product as hypothetical. Lineage: Eukaryota; Fungi; Basidiomycota; Agaricomycetes; Polyporales; Adustoporiaceae. Gene Ontology annotation, cellular component: ribosome; cytosolic large ribosomal subunit. The record is from RefSeq and is a predicted model, not a curated record. Gene Ontology annotation, molecular function: structural constituent of ribosome; RNA binding. The transcript has 5 exons. Gene Ontology annotation, biological process: cytoplasmic translation. The coding region runs from base 1 to 765 and encodes 254 amino acids.
AUGGGUAGGGUCAUUCGGGCACAGAGGCGCUCUCACGCUAUCUUCAAGGCGCACACCCACCACAACAAGUCGCCUGCGCAAUUCCGUGCCCUCGACUUCGCGGAGCGCAAUGGCUACGUCAAGGGUAUCGUGAAGGAGAUCAUCCACGACGCUGGCCGUGGUGCUCCUCUCGCUCGUGUCGUCUUCCGCGACCCUUACCGCUACAAGCUCCGCAAGGAGACCUUCAUCGCGACGGAGGGCCUCCACACCGGCGCGUUCGUCUACUGCGGCAAGAAGGCCACGCUCGCUGUCGGCAACGUCCUCCCUGUUUCGCAAUGCCCGGAGGGUACCAUUGUCAGCAACGUAGAGGAGAAGGCGGGCGACCGCGGUGCGCUUGCACGGACGUCCGGCAACUACGCGACUGUCAUUGGCCACUCGCCCGAUGAGAACAAGACCCGCAUCCGUCUGCCCAGUGGCUCGAAGAAGACCGUAUCCGGCAGCUGCAGAGCAACGAUCGGUAUCGUUGCGGGUGGUGGACGUAUCGACAAGCCCCUGCUUAAGGCUGGCCGUGCGUUCCACAAAUACAAGGCCAAGCGUUACAACUGGCCCCGCACUCGUGGUGUUGCCAUGAACCCGGUUGACCAUCCUCACGGUGGUGGUAACCACCAACACAUUGGUAAGGCCUCGACGAUUGCACGCUCGGCCGUCCCCGGUCAGAAAGUCGGUCUCAUUGCCGCUCGCCGGACUGGUCUGCUGCGCGGUACCGUCAAGGUCAAGGAGGUAUAA